AUGCGGAGCAGCUGCAGCGGAACUCAUUGUGAUCUGCAAGAUGGGAAGGAAGACGCGCUGGUCAUCAUUGUCGGUGGCCUCCUCGUGGGUUUGCUCCUCUUCUUCCUGCAAAACCCUGCCGGGAAGGACGGGCUGAGUGGAUAUGACUCGAGAAAGGGAGAGCAUUUUACGUGUCCGAGGGAUACGAGACCUCGUUUGAACUGCUCACGCACCCCUACUCUUCUGAUCGUCUCGAUGAACGGCUUCCGUCCGGACUUUUUGACAGAAGAGGCCAUGCCUCGGCUUUUCGCUUUUGCUCGAUGCGGGGUCUCCACGCCUUACAUGAGGACCUCCUUCCCAGCUCGAACUUUGGCGAAUCAUUACUCCAUCGUCACGGGAAAGAGAGCUGCAGCAUACUAUUGGCCAGGAGCUGAUUCGGACAUGACGGUCGAGAAGCCUAACUACUGGUUACCAUACAACGAAAAUACCCCUUAUUUGACGAGGGUUGAACAAGUGCUGAGAUGGCUCAACAUGACGGAUGCUCUCAGACCUCAUCUCGUUCAGCUCUUCAUAGAAGAUCCCGAGAGGACAGCCGAGACCUACGAUGUGAGAAGCAAGCAGAUGGAGGAAACUCUGAGGAACUUGGAUGUGCUGAUAGGGAUGCUAUUGGACAGCCUGGAAAACAUCGGUUGGAAGGAGUGCCUCAACGUAGUUUUCCUCUCAGCUCAUGGAACGAUUUCUGGGAGCAAGAACCAUGUCAUUGAUCUUCGUAAACGUCUUAAAAACAACUAUGUGGCAAAGACAGUCGUUGCCCAAGGCUCCCUUGCCAUGAUUUGGUUCACUGAUAGUACUACUUCUGAAUCCCGCCUCCAGCUGUUGAAAGAAUUGGAGUGUCGGAAUCCAAACCUGACGAUUUAUCGCCGUGAUCAGGCGCCAAAACGACAGCAUUACUUCGCAGAUAAAUGGAAGCCGGACUGGAUAGCGGAAGCCCAGCCAGGAUGGCAAAUCCUGGCGGGAGGAUCCAAAGCCGACGUCGCUGUCCAUGGCUAUGACACCAUUUAUCCCAGCAUGAACGGGAUUUUCAUCGCAAGUGGUCCUGCCUUCAAAAGACGGGUGAAAGUUCCGCCAUUCCAAAACAUCGAGUUAUACAACAUUUUCUGCCGGAUUCUGGAUCUAAGACCUGCAAGAAACAAUGGAACUACCGGUGCACUGCACGAAAUCCUUUCGGAGACCCUUACCAGAAGAUUUCGUGACAAGGACUACGACGAGGAGAAGGAAAAGCUGAGUCCUCCAAUCUUGUACCCAAGAAACGAAAGGAGUACUUCUUGCGGCUGCUCCCUCUCUUCAAAGAAAUCAAGUUCCCUCGAGAAAUCCGAGAAAGCGGAAAUUGAAAAGCGAUCGAAUGUGAGGCAUAUCCCAUUCGGAGCCCCAUUGGGACCUACGGAGGACAACUUCUCGAUCAUUCAGCUCAUUCAGAGGACAUUUGUCACUGGCUUUUCUCCCAAGCUCAAGCAAGAUUCAAUCCUGAACCCUAAAAUCGAUUUAAUUCUCUUUUCGUACACGGUAAACGAGUCCCGCAUCCUCAACUAUUCUUGUUGGUUCGCCGAUCAGGGACUGCCCGGAGACGAACAGACCCGAGUUGACCCCUGCUGGUGGGUGAAUGCUAUGUAUUCUCACAAAUCCUCGUCCUCUAGUCCUCUACUUCCAGGAACGCUUUUCCCUUUCGGAGUUGAGGGGGAGAUAUCCAGCGCUCUCGUCCCUUCACCGCAGGGAUUCCCAGCCGGCAACGCAGGGAGAGAGACUUUGAAAAGGCUCAUCGCGUUUCAUGGUCCCGGGCUACAUCUCCAUCUCGGCGUCGUCUUUGAUUCCAUCCACGUCGAUGCAAUUGCUGAUCCUCCUUCCGAAGUCGCUCGAUCUGGAAUCCCCCCUGUUCCGUCGGACAUCUUCGUGAUAGGAACCUUUUGCCGAUCAAGGGUCAAGGCUUUCCAAUGCCCUCACAGCGACCUGGACGUCAUGUCCUUCAUUCUCCCCAACGUCGACAACAUCUCGCCAUGUCAGUCUCUGGAUGAAUGGAUCAUUCGUCAUUCUGCAACCGUCAGAGACGUGGAAUUGGCCUCGGGACUCCGCUUCUACCCGAAAUUGCCCCCCUUGGACUCCCUUCGUCUCCGAUUACGCUUACCAGAACUCUCAUGGAGGAACAUCUUCUCCAAGGAUCACCAGAUAAACGAUUCCUGAGAAGAAAUUCUUUUCGUCUAGUCCGAGUGCAAUGCACAUUCGGUGUCUGAAAGACGCCGAUGACUUUAUUGUGGAAGAUUGAAAGACGGAGUGAAUGGCGUUUUGCGCCCACCAUCUAUCCUCUGUGCACCCCUCAAUGAUCUCGAAUGAAAUAGGUCUUCUAUGUCAUCCUGUGAUUCGUCAGCUCGGGUUUCCAUGCAGACGUUGGAUCUUCUUCUCAACAGCCUUCACGUACUGAGGAGGGACUUUGCUCGCUCUAAAAGUAAACCAACAUAUAUACAUAACUACGGGGAAACUAUACGUUUCAUCAUAUUAGAAAAUAAAGGAGGACAUUUCACCUGA
Messenger RNA from Darwinula stevensoni, 2556 nucleotides. The record is from the annotation of a GenBank genome assembly. Lineage: Eukaryota; Metazoa; Arthropoda; Ostracoda; Podocopida; Darwinulidae.